AUGGACGUGACCACAUUUGUCGUCGAAGAAGUUGGAGAAAUAAUAAAAGAGUCUGUUGAAGCGGCCAUUGGUGGAAACAGCUACCAGCACAACAGAGUGAAUCAGUGGACAACCAGUGUGGUGGAGCAGUGCCUCAGUCAACUCAGCAAACUGGGAAAGUCAUUCAAAUAUAUCGUCAACUGUGUCAUUAUGCAGAAAAAUGGAGCCGGCCUGCAAACAGCUAAUGCUUGUUUUUGGGAUAACACCACCGAUGGAAGCUGUGCAGUCAGAUGGGAAAACGAGUCCAUGUACUGCAUUGUCACAGUGUUUGGAUUGGCAAUUUGA
Knipowitschia caucasica is the source of this 324-nucleotide messenger RNA. NCBI's taxonomy places the organism in Eukaryota, Metazoa, Chordata, Actinopteri, Gobiiformes, Gobiidae. The record is from the annotation of a GenBank genome assembly.